Messenger RNA from Mytilus trossulus (common blue mussel), 920 nucleotides. Its product is annotated as ATP synthase subunit a-like. The record is from RefSeq and is a predicted model, not a curated record. NCBI's taxonomy places the organism in Eukaryota, Metazoa, Mollusca, Bivalvia, Mytilida, Mytilidae. The annotation marks the transcript as partial. Gene Ontology annotation, biological process: proton motive force-driven ATP synthesis. The transcript has a single exon. Gene Ontology annotation, molecular function: proton-transporting ATP synthase activity, rotational mechanism.
AGUUCCUUCUAUGAGAGGCUCUAGUAAGCCAGCGAGGGGUUGUAUUUAGUGGGGGUUUAUGUGGUGAAAUAGACUUGAGCAGGUACCCGAGACCUUUAUCCAGGAAGGAAGCAUGUUUAUAGCCAAUUGCCAUUUGUGUGAACUAACCCUUAUAACACGUGUAUCACUUAUAUUUAUAAGAAAUCGCGUAAUCAAUAAUUUAAAGUCAUGUUAAUAGAUGUUUUUUCUAGAUUUGAUGCUCACAGCUAUAACUUAAUUUGGUUGUCUAUGCCGUUAUGGUUGCUGUCUUCUAUAGUGCCAAUAACCGUGCUAUUUAGAGACGUGUACACUAAGGGUAGAAGUACGAGCUCUUUUCGGAGUUUGGUGCUAUCCUUUACUUAUUCGAUGAUUCGAUUGAACGGAAAGGGACUAAAGCUAUCUGGGUUUCCUCUAGUAAUAAGGGGUCUGUUCAUGAUAAUUCUGAUACUAAAUCUGUCUGGAAACUUUCCAUUCUUUUUCCCUGUAAGAGGGCAGUUUGUGUUCGGGUUCUCCUUUGCUUUGUCUAUUUGAACUUGUUUAGUUUUAUCUAGUCUUUUAUGCAGAUUUGAGCAGGGGUUGAUGAGUCUCGUUCCAACAGGUUGCCCGUUAAUCCUUGUGCCUUUUAUAGUAGUGGUUGAGCUAAUUAGUGGCAUACUUCGCCCUUUAACAUUAGUUUUACGUCUGACACUAAAUCUGGGAGCUGGUAAAGUAAUUCUAACUAUAUGCAGGAGAGAGUUAGUAGUUAGCUGGUUAAAUAGCAGAAGGCUGCUUACAGGAGUUGGGGGUAUUAAAGGGUUAAUAAUGGGCGGAGGUGUUUUUGGAGCCGCUGAAGUUGCAAUCGCGUGUAUUCAGUGUUAUAUUUUUUGUGUCUUAUUGUGUCUCUAUACGGAGGAUCAUAGAAG